AUGAAUCUUUUACUGAGAAGGGUGGUUAAGGAUGCCAAGUGUCCUCUUUGUUUAAAUGAAGAUGAAUCUAUAAUGCAUGCUAUCUGGGAAUGCCCUGCUGCUAUUGAUGUUUGGGCAGAGAAGGGUAACCCAGUUCAUAAGUGGAGGGUGGGGAUAGGGGAUUUUUUUCAACUUUGGGAGGAAAUGAACAGCAAGCUUUCAACUGAACAUCUAGAGUUAAUGGUUAUGAUUAUGAGGAAUAUUUGGUAUAGAAGAAAUAAAUAUGUUUUUGAGAAAAAAUUCUUGGAUCCUGCUAGUGUUUUGCAGGUGUCUUUGUCAGGAUGGGAGGAUUUUAAGUUGGCAACAGGGAGGGAGGAAGGUGCAAUAAAUCAGAGUGUAAAGAGGGGGGUCGCUGGAGGUAAGGAAUGGAAAAAGCCAGUUGGCUCCUUUCUAAAAGCUAAUUUUGAUGCUGCAAUUAAUAUCUCUUCAAAGAAGCUGGGCGUUGGGGUGGUUAUCAGAGAUGACAGAGGGGAGCUUGUUGCUGCUUGUUCUGCUAUUAGAGUGUUCAGUAGUGUUGCUUAUGUUGCUGAAUGCUAUGCUCUUUGGGAAGCUAUGGUCCUCUGUGAAGAGUUGGGACUAGGUGCUGUCAUUUUUGAAGGGGAUGCCAAGGGUGUAAUUGAGGCUGUGAGCAAAGAGGAGAAAAAUGAUUCAUGUUGGGGUCAUCUGGUGGAGGGAUUGCAGCAGAAGUUGAGAAUGUUUGACAGAUGGGAAACUGGCUUUGUGCAUCGAGAGGGUAAUGAGGUUGCUCACCAAUUGGCAAAACUGGCUAUACAUGGGGAGUGUGAUAUGUACUGGGUAGAAGAGGGUCCUGAAUUGAUUACUAAUCAAUUACUCAUAGAUAAAUUGUACAUGGAUACUGAUACAAGAUGUUAA
This is a messenger RNA of Juglans regia (Persian walnut), 912 nucleotides long. RefSeq lists its product as uncharacterized. The transcript has a single exon. Gene Ontology annotation, molecular function: RNA-DNA hybrid ribonuclease activity; nucleic acid binding. NCBI's taxonomy places the organism in Eukaryota, Viridiplantae, Streptophyta, Magnoliopsida, Fagales, Juglandaceae. Bases 1 to 912 code for a protein of 303 amino acids. The record is from RefSeq and is a predicted model, not a curated record.